Messenger RNA from Closterium sp. Yama58-4, 3204 nucleotides. Lineage: Eukaryota; Viridiplantae; Streptophyta; Zygnematophyceae; Desmidiales; Closteriaceae. The record is from the annotation of a GenBank genome assembly.
AUGGACACGUCAGUUUCCCCCGACUCCGCGCCUGUCCCAGUUGCGCGGCUCCCAGCAGCCCGCCGCUACCUCCGCCGCAUCCGCCCCGCCGACAAACAGCAGCAGCAGCAGGAGCAGCAGCGGGGUAGGAUUUCCGCGCAACCUGCACCUGCCGCAGACGCUAACCCUUCCCCAUUCGCCGCCCCCGCCGCCGCAGAAUCCUCACAGUCGCAAUUAUUCACGCCGAGCCGCUUUAGUCUCUUCAGCAGCGCCGUAGCAUCUCGGAAAGUAGCACCCGUUAUUACUUUCGAAAGUAUCACCGCCGAUAGUAGCACAGUUACAGCCAAUCCGUUCGCGCCCCCGCAUGGUUCUGUCUUCCCAUCGCUAGCACGCCCAGCAUUCCAAGCAGACGGCAGCGCGCCGAUAUUUACCGCUGGAACAGCCGCCGCGUCGCGAGGAGAGGACGACGUUCGCCUUGCGACACCUCCGACACCUGCGACGAGUUCCCUGGCGAAUUCCUCUGCGACUUGCGACGCAACUCCUGCUCACGAUACUAGCGACAGAGGCGAUGUCGCAGGAGACUGUGAGUUGUCGCUUUCGAUCGCAACGGGGAGUUCGAGCCUCGGGGAGGCGAGAUGCGAGAGAAGCAGCGAAGCGGGCGUAGCGGAAUCAGCAGGUGGAGGUAGGUGCGCUGAAGCCGAAGGUCGCGAAACGAUCGGUGAAAGGGGAAACUGCGAGAGAUCUGGGGAAAGCCGAACCGGGCAAGGAAUUGGUGAAACCGACGGUCGGGAGGGUACAUUUGGUGAAGGUAGUAGCGGAGAAGGGAGAUUUGGAGUAGGGAGAUUUGGUGAAGAUGUCACGUGCGAGACAAGAAGCGACGAAUCCGGAGCUCGUGUAGGUGAUGGGGUUUGCGAGGGGGUUCAUACAGCGGAGGACGUGGGGCGUGGUGGCGCGCAGGAAGAGCGGCACGAAGGGCGAGAGGGACGAGAGGGGCACGAGGGACAAGUGGGGGGAAAGCAGCAAGAGGGGCAAUAUGGGCGAGAGCAGGACGAGGAGGCGUGUGUAGGGAAGGAUGCGAUAACGGAUAACUCGGUAGAUGAUGGGGAGGAUAGAGGAGAAGAGAGCGAGGGAAGUGAGGAGAGUGAGGAGAGCGAAGAAGGUGACGAGGGGGAGGAGGACGAUACUGGGAGUGAGUCGUCGUCCGCUCCCCCUAGAGCCCCUUCCCCCUCCCCACCCCCGAACCUCAACCCCCUUGCGCUGCUCGCGCUCUCGCACGCGCCCUUCCCCUCCGCCUCUUCGGUUACCAGCACCACCGCCACCACCUUUUCCGGCGGAACCAGCCCCACGCUCUCCUCCGCCGCCGCAGCCUCCUCCCGCUCCGCCGUCUCCCCGCCCACCUCCCCCUCCGCGCCCUCCGCGUUCCCCCCUUUCUCCUUCGCCCUGGCCCAAGCCGCCCACCCGAUUCCCCACCCGCGCCCGCCGUCGUCCGCCGUCGUGAACAUGGCUUCGCUAACGGCUUCGCAGAAGUUCGCGAAGCUGCUUCAACAGCUCGCGAAGCAGUCGGCGGAGCUGACGGAGCUGCGCGGGGAGCUGGCGGACGCCAAGGCGGAAGUGGCGGAGAUGCAGGCGGUACUGGCGAAGGCGGGUCUGGAUUUCGUGCGCGAGCGCAUGGAGAAAGAGCGGCUCGGGCAAGCCUGCGCGAAGCUCAACAAUGCGCUGCUCUCCUCCCGCCGGGAGACCGCGGACGAGCGCGAGCGGCGCGAGCUGGCGGAGCGGCUGGCGGUGGCCGCGGAGCUCGCGCGGAGGCAGCUGCUGGAGGAGAUCACGCUGGAGCGCGCGCAGCUCGCGCGCGCGGACAACUGGCGCGAGCACAACGUGCAUUUGAAGCUGGUCGAGGCGCAGAUGGUAGUAUCGGAAAAGGUGGCGAUCUUAGAGGUGCUGCACGCGGAGCUGGAGAAGAAGUUCCGCCAGGUGGGCGCGGGGAGGCUGUGGCGCGGGGAGGAGGAGCGCCCGUUCGGGUGGUUUCUGAGAUUUCUCAAGCAGCCCGAAGGCAAGGCGUGGGCGUUGGAGGGGCUAGGGGGGGGAGGAGAGGAGGCGGGCGGGGCGGGGGAAAAGGGAAAGGGGAAGGCGGAGGAGGCUGCUGACGGGGGUGAUGGUGCCACGCCGGGCGCUAGUUCUUCUAACGGAGCUGCUUCAAACGAGGGUGAUGCUCAGGAAGGAGAACGUAGGGGUGACAGUAAUAGUGCGAGGGACAGUACAGAGAGUGAUUCUGACGAGUAUGACAAUGACAGGACUGGCGGUAGCUCUGACUCACUCUCCGAGUCUAUCCCGCUGGUUGGGGGAGGCGGAGAUGAGCUUCGGAUCCCGAAGCUGCGGGACAGGUCCGGGAACGCAGGCGGAAGCAGCAGCAACAGUGCGCGGAUCCCAGGGCGCGGGGGAGGCAGCAGGUGCAGGUGGCGCGGCGAUCGGCUGUUAGAUGCGGGCGAGCCCAUGUGGCAGGGGGGGUACCAUGGCUGUAGCGCGUGUGGCCAUGGCAGGCCAUCGGCUGUAGCGGCUGCUGCAGCAAACAUGUGCGGUCUCUUCAGCAGUUGUAGCGGAAGGGGCGUUGGGAAUACUAGGAGUAGUGGGGUGGGUUCUACUGGCAACAGUAGUGUAGGGUCAUUGAGUGUUGAUGGGUGGCUUGGUUUGUCUGCACUUGCAUCUGUUUGCUCCUCUGAGUGGUUUGCUACAGCAGCAGCAGUCACUGUAGAAUCAGUGAACAGUGUUUGCGGUGGGGAACGGGUGGCAGCAGGUGCAGGAGCCGAGAGGCGGGAGGGAAACCUCUUGGGCAUGCGGUUACCCUUCUCGUCUUGUUUCGACACGCAGUAUACACUAUCAGCCACACAUGAUGAUUUGAAUGAUGAUGAUGCUGGUGCUGCCAGUAGUGGGAAUGGCAGAGCAGCCGAAGCAAGGCGCUGUGGCUGCAUGCACCGCAGCAGGCUCGGGCCAAGGCAAGGCAACAGGUCUGGGGCACUGUCCAUGGGCACGAAUGAUGGCGGAAUUGAGGAGAGGUCAGGGGAGCAGCGGGGCAAGGCCAAGGCGUCUGCUCUGUUGCCACCCAAGCCGCAGCGAGCCGGCAGGGGAGCAGAGAGUGGGAGUGGAGGAGGGAGAGGUUGUGGAGGAGGGGAGUACUGCCAGUGCUGUGGGCGCUGCUGUAGGUGCCCGAUUGGCAAUCGAGGGCACUAG